Molecule: messenger RNA, 2647 nt
Organism: Symbiodinium necroappetens
Lineage: Eukaryota; Dinophyceae; Suessiales; Symbiodiniaceae
Source: the annotation of a GenBank genome assembly
GCGGGAGCAGAAAGGCGACGGUCGCGUGGUGCCUGCGCGGAAGCAGAAGGAGACCCCAGGUCCUGCCGAGCGAUCGGCCAACGCCUCAGCCGCACUGGAGAAGGCAAAGGACCUCUUCUCCAAAGGCAAGAAAAACGGCGACCAGGUCGAACAGCCUUGCCUGGCAAGUAGUGCACUGUGGACGACAAUCAUGGAGCAUGGCAUUGGUGCAAGGAGCUCCGGUUCGUGGAGCAAACUGCCUGAACGCCCUGGAGUAAAGCUCCGGGGCCAGGCGAGGUUGUUUGUUCUGUUCUUCGCAUCCGGGCUGACGAGAGGUAUCACCAUGUCUUGGACGACUCCAUGGUUCCGGGAUGACGAGAAGCCAUUCCUGCAGCGCACGGACACGAUGUCCCUGGACAUCAUCCGGCCCAAGGAUAUUCCACGUGGACAGGUCAUGUUCCCCAAGGAUUAUGACAAGUCGCUCAUCACGGAGGACAUUCAUCGGUGUCAGCCGCAUUAUGACCAUCUCAACUACCUGAACAAGCCGGACAUGAGCGUCGGUUGCACGGACCCCGUGCAUGUCGGGGGCAAGGCUCGUUCGUACUAUGCCCCUAUGGAUCGGCGCCCUCGAGAUCUGUCUCUCACGACGGCGGAUAUCGAGCUGGCGAUCCCCCGAGGGGGCAACCACAAGGGCUCCCGCCAUACGGACCCUGUGUGCCCCAGAUAUGAGAUGCCGUCCUCCUACCAGGCCCCCGUUCCUGAACCGCGGUGGAACGGCCGGCAUGCCACAGACAACUCCGACAUCGAGAAGAGCCAUCCUCGUGUUCUUCAUCCUGAUAGAAAUUACGUGCGAGACCCAAACGAGGGCCGCGACAUUGAGUACACAACUCCAAACUAUGCAGAGAAGCUGAACGCCCUCCGAGCACGGGGCCGUCCAGACUUCUCCCUCAACGUGCAGGACAUCCUGGGUACCAAGCCGGCAAGGCCCCGAUGUACGGACCCGUUGGAUCCGAGUUACAAGGUCCCAACCAGUGCGACAACUUCGCUCCACGCGAAGUACGCAGAGGAGAAGGGCCUCGGCAUAGAGCUGCCCAGCCUGCAGGUCAGGGAGGUCGGCCACGUCGAGGGCUCGAAGUCCAAGCGGCUGACUUGGGACAACGGCGAGCCGCAUCUGAGCCUCCUUCGCGAGGACAUCGCCGGUGCUUUGCCGCAGCGCUGGGUUGGAACCAUCCCUGCAAACAUCUACGACGCACCAGAGAUGAGGCCGAUGAUCACGCACCACGACCCGCAUGACAUCCCAGGAGCCCAGGUCGGCACGCUCAAGAAGGGCAUUGAGGGCAGCCGGCGCAGCGUGAACCCGCUGAACCCGCGCUACCCCAUGCUCGACGGCAACGCGCGGCCGCAGCCGCUGCCCACCUUUGAGGCGCAGAGGCAUCCCAUGCUGCGCAGCCAGCGCGGCGCCACCAGCAUGCCGAAUCUGCGGGGCUCGAGAUCGUUGAUGCCUGCUGGCAAGCGCACCUUCACCGUGCCCGAGGAAUUUGCAGAGUCUGUCGCGCUACAGCGCGAGGCGUUGGCAUCUGCCCUGCCGGAAGGAAGCCAAAGGCUUCCCGAGAUGCAGGAGCAGAGGAGCCAAGGAAGCCAAGGAAGCCAAAGGCCGUCUGCUCGGCUGGCACAGGUAGACAUGAUACAGCCGGUGCCGCCUGCCAUGAUGGCCGAACCGGGUGGGGAGGAUGCGCACAACACCAUCCGUUUCGACCUGCCAGCAAGCGAAGCCGGAGGCCUCUCCCGGCGCAGCGCCUCCAGCGGGGCCCUCCCGCGUAUCGACUGGCCUUGUAACACUGCAGGUAUCAGGAUGUAUCAGGAGAGCCUGCAGCGAAUGGCUGAACGUGUUCACAAAUCUCACCCGCGGGCAGCAGGGCUCUUGCGCAUGAUGGAUCACUUAGCUGCCUUCAGCCCGCCGGUUCGCUGGAAUAUCGCUGGCGCGAAAUCUUCGAAUUUGCGGGAGUCAUUGCAGAAGCACUUGGCGCUGAAGAAGCAAGAGGAGCUUCGCAAACACGAGGAGAAGACGGCGACGAAGCAAAAGACGCCUGCAGAGCCCCGGCCGUGGAAAGAGUCUUCUUCAGCGCAGGCGGCACCGACGCCCUCGGCUCCGUCCAGGCCCCUGCCAGGCAGCGGGAGUGCUUGGGAGUCUGCCGCGCUGCGGCUCAAAGCCACGGGCACGACGGAGAAGGACAAGACGGAUUUGAAGAAUUUCGUUUCGGAUCUCCAGUUGAAUGAUGAGCAGGUGGAGCUCGGCCUUCAGUUCCUGGAGAGGUCGAAGCUGCGCAGCCUCCUCGCCCAAAAGGACCGGGUGCUAAAGUCGUGCCAGGAUCCGGCGGCGAGGAUUGAAACCGUCAGAAAGAUGAUAGCAGCGGUGACGACCUCCAAGCUGUGUACUUUUCUGAAAAGCACCGGCAUGCUGCCCAUCGGUGCUCCACCGCCGCGCGCGACGCGGACCUGGGUCAAGCGCUGGCAGGCGGGGAUUGGCGGGGACGGCGAGGAUCGCUGCAUGCGCUGCCUGGCUCCCGCUUGGCUGCAGGACUCCGUGUGGCCGCGAAGGCGGCCACGCGGGCAGGCAGCCACCUGGCGACGCUGGACACCCAGAGUUCCGCAGCUGCUGAGGAGAUGA